Molecule: messenger RNA, 7281 nt
Organism: Closterium sp. NIES-65
Lineage: Eukaryota; Viridiplantae; Streptophyta; Zygnematophyceae; Desmidiales; Closteriaceae
Source: the annotation of a GenBank genome assembly
AUGGACGUGGACGUGGACGUGGACAUGGACGUGGACGUGGACGUGGACGUGGACCUGGACCUGGACAUGGACGUGGACGUGGACGAGGACGUGGACGUGGACGUGGACGAGGACGUGGACGUGGACGUGGACGUGGACGUGGACGUGGACGUGGACGUGGACAUGGACGUGGACGUGGACAUGGACGUGGACAUGGACGUGGACGUGGACAUGGACGUGGACGUGGACGUGGACAUGGACGUGGACAUGGACAUGGACGUGGACAUGGACGUGGACGUGGACGUGGACGUAGACGUGGACGUGGACGUGGACGUAGACGUGGACAUGGACGUGGACAUGGACGUGGAGGUGGACAUGGACGUGGACGUGGACAUGGACGUGGACGUGGACAUGGACGUGGACGUGGACAUGGACGUGGACAUGGACGUGGACAUGGACGUGGACGUGGACAUGGACGUGGACGUGGACGUAGACGUGGACGUGGACGUAGACGUGGACGUGGACAUGGACGUGGACAUGGACGUGGACAUGGACGUGGACGUGGACAUGGACGUGGACGUGGACGUAGACGUGGACGUGGACGUAGACGUGGACGUGGACAUGGACGUGGACGUAGACGUGGACGUGGACCUGGACGUGGACGUAGACAUGGACGUGAACAUGGACGUGGACUUGGACGUGGACGUGGACGUGGACGUGGACGUGGACAUGGACGUGGAUGUGGACGUGGACGUGGACGUAGAAAUGGACGUGGACGUGGACGUGGACGUGGACGUGGACGUGGACAUGGACGUGGACGUGGACAUGGACGUGGACGUGGACGUAGACGUGGACGUGGACGUAGACGUGGACAUGGACGUGGACGUAGACGUGGACGUGGACCUGGACGUGGACGUAGACAUGGACGUGAACAUGGACGUGGACUUGGACGUGGACGUGGACGUGGACGUGGACAUGGACGUGGAUGUGGACGUGGACGUGGACGUAGAAAUGGACGUGGACGUGGACGUGGACGUGGACGUGGACGUGGACAUGGACAUGGACGUGGACGUGGACGAGGACGUGGACGUGGACGUGGACGUGGACGUGGACAUGGACGUGGACAUGGACGUGGACGUGGACGUGGACAUGGACGUGGACGUGGACACGGACGUGGACAUGGACGUGGACGUGGACAUGGUCGUGGACGUGGACGUGGACAUGGACGUGGACGAGGACGUGGACACGGACGUGGACACGGACGUGGACAUGGACGUGGACGUGGACGUGGACGUGGACGUGGACAUGGACGUGGACGUGGACGUGGACGUGGACGUGGACAUGGACGUCGUGGACGUGGACGUGGACGUGGACGUGGACAUGGACGUGGACAUGGACGUGGACGUGGACGUGGACGUGGACAUGGACGUGGACGUGGACAUGGACGUAGACAUGGACGUGGACGUGGACGUGGACGUGGACGUGGACGUGGACGUGGAGGUGGACGUAGACAUGGACGUGGACAUGGACGUGGACUUGGACGUGGACGUGGACAUGGACGUGGACGUGGACAUGGACGUGGACGUGGACGUGGACGUGGACGUGGACGUGGACGUGGACGUUGACAUGGACGUGGACGUGGACGUGGACGUGGACGUGGACAUGGACGUGGACGUGGACGUGGACGUAGACGUAGACGUGGACGUGGACGUAGACAUGGACGUGGAUGUGGACGUGGACGUGGACGUAGAAAUGGACGUGGACGUGGACGUGGACGUGGACGUGGACGUGGACAUGGACGUGGACGUGGACAUGGACGUGGACGUAGACGUGGACGUGGACGUAGACGUGGACGUGGACAUGGACGUGGACGUAGACGUGGACGUGGACCUGGACGUGGACGUAGACAUGGACGUGAACAUGGACGUGGACUUGGACGUGGACGUGGACGUGGACGUGGACAUGGACGUGGAUGUGGACGUGGACGUGGACGUAGAAAUGGACGUGGACGUGGACGUGGACGUGGACGUGGACAUGGACAUGGACGUGGACGUGGACGAGGACGUGGACGUGGACGUGGACGUGGACGUGGACGUGGACGUGGACGUGGACAUGGACGUGGACGUGGACGUGGACAUGGACGUGGACGUGGACACGGACGUGGACAUGGACGUGGACGUGGACAUGGUCGUGGACGUGGACGUGGACAUGGACGCGGACGAGGACGUGGACACGGACGUGGACACGGACGUGGACAUGGACGUGGACGUGGACGUGAACGUGGACAUGGACGUGGACGUGGACGUGGACGUGGACAUGGACGUCGUGGACGUGGACGUGGACGUGGACGUGGACGUGGACGUGGACAUGGACGUGGACAUGGACGUGGACGUAGACGUGGACGUGGACAUGGACGUGGACGUGGACAUGGACGUAGACAUGGACGUGGACGUGGACGUGGACGUGGACGUGGACGUGGACGUGGACGUGGACGUGGAGGUGGACGUAGACAUGGACGUGGACAUGGACGUGGACUUGGACGUGGACGUGGACAUGGACGUGGACGUGGACAUGGACGUGGACGUGGACGUGGACGUGGACGUGGACGUGGACGUGGACAUGGACGUGGAUGUGGACGUGGACGUGGACGUGGACGUGGACGUGGACGUGGACAUGGACGUGGACGUGGACGUGGACGUAGACGUAGACGUGGACGUGGACGUAGACAUGGACGUGGACGUGGACAUGGACGUGGACGUGGACGUGGACGUGGACGUGGACGUGGACGUGGACGUGGACGUGGACAUGGACGUGGACAUGGACGUGGACGUGGACGUGGACGUGGACGUGGACGUGGACGUGGACGUGGACGUGGACGUGGAUGUGGACGUGGACGUGGACGUGGACGUGGACGUGGACGUGGACGUGGACGUGGACAUGGACGUGGACGUGGACGUAGAAAUGGACGUGGACGUGGACGUGGACGUGGACAUGGACGUGGACGUGGACGAGGACGUGGACGUGGACGAGGACGUGGACGUGGACGUGGACAUGGACGUGGACAUGGACGUAGACGUGGACGUGGACAUGGACGUGGACAUGGACGUGGACAUGGACGUGGACGUGGACGUGGACGUGGACAUGGACGUGGACGUGGACGUGGACGUGGACAUGGACGUGGACAUGGACGUAGACGUGGACGUGGACAUGGACGUGGACAUGGACGUAGACGUGGACGUGGACAUGGACGUGGACAUGGACGUGGACAUGGACGUGGACGUGGACGUGGAGGUGGACGUAGACAUGGACGUGGACAUGGACGUGGACUUGGACGUGGACGUGGACAUGGACGUGGACGUGGACAUGGACGUGGACGUGGACGUGGACGUGGACGUGGACGAGGACGUGGACGUGGACGUGGACGUGGACAUGGACGUGGACAUGGACGUGGACAUGGACGUGGACGUGGACGUGGAGGUGGACGUAGACAUGGACGUGGACAUGGACGUGGACUUGGACGUGGACGUGGACAUGGACGUGGACGUGGACAUGGACGUGGACGUGGACGUGGACGUGGACGUGGACGUGGACGUGGACAUGGACGUGGAUGUGGACGUGGACGUGGACGUGGACGUGGACAUGGACGUGGACGUGGACGUGGACGUAGACGUAGACGUGGACGUGGACGUAGACAUGGACGUGGAUGUGGACGUGGACGUGGACGUGGACGUGGACGUGGACGUGGACGUGGACGUGGACGUGGACAUGGACGUGGACGUGGACAUGGACGUGGACGUGGACGUAGACGUGGACGUGGACGUAGACGUGGACGUGGACAUGGACGUGGACGUAGACGUGGACGUGGACCUGGACGUGGACGUAGACAUGGACGUGAACAUGGACGUGGACUUGGACGUGGACGUGGACGUGGACGUGGACGUGGACAUGGACGUGGAUGUGGACGUGGACGUGGACGUAGAAAUGGACGUGGACGUGGACGUGGACGUGGACGUGGACGUGGACAUGGACAUGGACGUGGACGUGGACGAGGACGUGGACGUGGACGUGGACGUGGACGUGGACGUGGACAUGGACGUGGACGUGGACGUGGACACGGACGUGGACGUGGACACGGACGUGGACAUGGACGUGGACGUGGACAUGGUCGUGGACGUGGACGUGGACAUGGACGUGGACGAGGACGUGGACACGGACGUGGACACGGACGUGGACAUGGACGUGGACGUGGACGUGGACGUGGACGUGGACAUGGACGUGGACGUGGACGUGGACGUGGACGUGGACGUGGACAUGGACGUCGUGGACGUGGACGUGGACGUGGACGUGGACGUGGACAUGGACGUGGACAUGGACGUGGACGUGGACGUGGACGUGGACAUGGACGUGGACGUGGACAUGGACGUAGACAUGGACGUGGACGUGGACGUGGACGUGGACGUGGACGUGGACGUGGAGGUGGACGUAGACAUGGACGUGGACAUGGACGUGGACUUGGACGUGGACGUGGACAUGGACGUGGACGUGGACAUGGACGUGGACGUGGACGUGGACGUGGACGUGGACGUGGACGUGGACGUGGACGAGGACGUGGACGUGGACGUGGACGUGGACAUGGACGUGGACAUGGACGUAGACGUGGACGUGGACAUGGACGUGGACAUGGACGUGGACAUGGACGUGGACGUGGACGUGGAGGUGGACGUAGACAUGGACGUGGACAUGGACGUGGACUUGGACGUGGACGUGGACAUGGACGUGGACGUGGACAUGGACGUGGACGUGGACGUGGACGUGGACGUGGACGUGGACGUGGACGUGGACAUGGACGUGGACGUGGACGUGGACGUGGACGUGGACGUGGACAUGGACGUGGACGUGGACGUGGACGUAGACGUAGACGUGGACGUGGACGUAGACAUGGACGUGGAUGUGGACGUGGACGUGGACGUAGAAAUGGACGUGGACGUGGACGUGGACGUGGACGUGGACGUGGACAUGGACGUGGACGUGGACAUGGACGUGGACGUGGACGUAGACGUGGACGUGGACGUAGACGUGGACGUGGACAUGGACGUGGACGUAGACGUGGACGUGGACCUGGACGUGGACGUAGACAUGGACGUGAACAUGGACGUGGACUUGGACGUGGACGUGGACGUGGACGUGGACGUGGACAUGGACGUGGAUGUGGACGUGGACGUGGACGUAGAAAUGGACGUGGACGUGGACGUGGACGUGGACGUGGACGUGGACAUGGACAUGGACGUGGACGUGGACGAGGACGUGGACGUGGACGUGGACGUGGACGUGGACGUGGACAUGGACGUGGACGUGGACAUGGACGUGGACACGGACGUGGACAUGGACGUGGACGUGGACAUGGUCGUGGACGUGGACGUGGACAUGGACGUGGACGAGGACGUGGACACGGACGUGGACACGGACGUGGACAUGGACGUGGACGUGGACGUGGACGUGGACGUGGACAUGGACGUGGACGUGGACGUGGACGUGGACGUGGACGUGGACAUGGACGUCGUGGACGUGGACGUGGACGUGGACGUGGACGUGGACGUGGACAUGGACGUGGACAUGGAUGUGGACGUGGACGUGGACGUGGACAUGGACGUGGACGUGGACAUGGACGUAGACAUGGACGUGGACGUGGACGUGGACGUGGACGUGGACGUGGACGUGGAGGUGGACGUAGACAUGGACGUGGACAUGGACGUGGACUUGGACGUGGACGUGGACAUGGACGUGGACGUGGACAUGGACGUGGACGUGGACGUGGACGUGGACGUGGACGUGGACGUGGACGUGGACGAGGACGUGGACGUGGACGUGGACGUGGACAUGGACGUGGACAUGGACGUAGACGUGGACGUGGACGUGGACGUGGACAUGGACGUGGACAUGGACGUGGACGUGGACGUGGAGGUGGACGUAGACAUGGACGUGGACAUGGACGUGGACUUGGACGUGGACGUGGACAUGGACGUGGACGUGGACAUGGACGUGGACGUGGACGUGGACGUGGACGUGGACGUGGACGUGGACAUGGACGUGGAUGUGGACGUGGACGUGGACGUGGACGUGGACAUGGACGUGGACGUGGACGUGGACGUAGACGUAGACGUGGACGUGGACGUAGACAUGGACGUGGAUGUGGACGUGGACGUGGACGUAGAAAUGGACGUGGACGUGGACGUGGACGUGGACGUGGACGUGGACGUGGACAUGGACGUGGACGUGGACAUGGACGUGGACGUGGACGUAGACGUGGACGUGGACGUAGACGUGGACGUGGACAUGGACGUGGACGUAGACGUGGACGUGGACCUGGACGUGGACGUAGACAUGGACGUGAACAUGGACGUGGACUUGGACGUGGACGUGGACGUGGACGUGGACGUGGACAUGGACGUGGAUGUGGACGUGGACGUGGACGUAGAAAUGGACGUGGACGUGGACGUGGACGUGGACGUGGACGUGGACAUGGACAUGGACGUGGACGUGGACGAGGACGUGGACGUGGACGUGGACGUGGACGUGGACGUGGACGUGGACAUGGACGUGGACGUGGACGUGGACAUGGACGUGGACGAGGACAUGGACGUGGACGUGGACAUGGUCGUGGACGUGGACGUGGACAUGGACGUGGACGAGGACGUGGACACGGACGUGGACACGGACGUGGACGUGGACGUGGACGUGGACAUGGACGUCGUGGACGUGGACGUGGACGUGGACGUGGACGUGGACAUGGACGUGGACAUGGACGUGGACGUGGACGUGGACGUGGACAUGGACGUGGACGUGGACAUGGACGUAGACAUGGACGUGGACGUGGACGUGGACGUGGACGUGGACGUGGACGUGGAGGUGGACGUAGACAUGGACGUGGACAUGGACGUGGACUUGGACGUGGACGUGGACAUGGACGUGGACGUGGACAUGGACGUGGACGUGGACGUGGACGUGGACGUGGACGUGGACGUGGACAUGGACGUGGAUGUGGACGUGGACGUGGACGUGGACGUGGACGUGGACGUGGACAUGGACGUGGACGUGGACGUGGACAUGGACGUGGACGUAGACGUGGACGUGGACGUGGACGUGGACGUGGACAUGGACGUGGACGUGGACGUGGACGUGGACGUGGACGUGGACGUGGACGUGGACGUGGACAUGGACGUGGACAUGGACGUGGACGUGGACGUGGACGUGGACGUGGACGUGGACGUGGACAUGGACGUGGACAUGGACACACAAGCAUGA